AUGAAGAGUAGAUAUCAGGAACAUUUGUCGAAAAUUAACGAGCUCUACCUUAGACUUGCUGAAUCCCAAAACAAGGAACUCAAGAAUUACACCCCUUCAACGCCGAUGACACCGAUAUCGCCCACUACAAAUAAUGCAUCGAGAUCAAUGAAUUUCGGACUUUCGCCAUAUACUGAACCACCGCGAUCACCACCGGGAUUCCGUAAGUCACGUGACUUAGAGCGUGAAGCUGGAGAAAUAACGACCAAGAUGGAAAAUACGGUCACCAUCAUCAUGAAGAUGACGAUGACG
This is a messenger RNA of Acaulospora morrowiae, 291 nucleotides long. Lineage: Eukaryota; Fungi; Glomeromycota; Glomeromycetes; Diversisporales; Acaulosporaceae. The record is from the annotation of a GenBank genome assembly.